Molecule: messenger RNA, 2010 nt
Organism: Hordeum vulgare subsp. vulgare (domesticated barley)
Lineage: Eukaryota; Viridiplantae; Streptophyta; Magnoliopsida; Poales; Poaceae
Exons: 1
Coding region: 297-1787 (496 amino acids)
Source: RefSeq, a predicted model, not a curated record
UGUUUGCACGUUGUAGAAGUUGAAAAGGUUCCUCUGUUAUGCAAGCCGCAUAUAUAUUAUGGUUACCCGGUUGAUGAGUCAUGCACUUGACGGCCGGCUGCAUGUUUUGUCCGGAUCGAACAUGCUUUAGAGCAAGUAGCAAUGCCGUCAGCCGUGGUGCCUUCCGGCUGGAUCAUCAUUUCUUUUCUUUUCUUUGCUUUUCUUUUCUUUUUUCAUUUCCUUCAUAUACGGUUUCGUUAAUGUUAGCAAUAUAUAUAGCAUCCAUCCAGAUCCAGUGGUUCUCUUAAUUUGCUAACAUGGAAGCACCUUGCGAGUAUCAGCUGGCCGUGGCGGCUGAUUACUGGGACGGGAGGCCGGCCAUGGAACCAACUGCAUGGGUUCCUGGCCUCCCUCUGCAGAUGACAGUCGCUGCUCCUAGCAACAGUGAUCUGGUUGUCAGCUCCAGCGUACGGCAGCAGCUGAAGCUGGUCGAUGAAUAUGACCACUACGCGGUUCAAGUGUUCGAGCAAGCAGCAGAAUCACUCAAGGAGAGAGUGGAUGAGAUGGAGAUGAAGAUGCACCUGUUCCCGCCGAGCAUGGGAGACCUCGCCGACCACUACGCCGCCCCCAAGGUCGUGUCCAUCGGCCCCUACCACCACGGCCGGACCCCGGCGCUCCAGGAGAUGGAGAGCGUCAAGCACGCGGCCGCAUGCCACUUCGUCAAGGCCACGGGCCGCCCCAUCCAGGAGGUGUACUGGGCGGUCUGCACCGUCGCAGAGGAGGCCCGCGGCCACUACCACGGCGGCAGGCUGCGGGGUCUCGGCGACGACGACUUCAAGCCGAUGAUGUUCCUCGACGGCUGCUUCCUGCUGCAGUACAUGCAGUUCUGGUGCAGAGAGAGCGGCGGCGACGAGGACCCGGACAUGGACCCGUCGCUGUACAAUGCUUUCAGCUCAGUCGACCGCCCCAUCCUGAGUGACGUGGUGCUGCUUGAGAACCAGCUGCCAUGGGUGGUGAUUAAGGCGCUCUUGAGCUUCUUGCCCGGGCCUGGCCUGGACAUGGAAACGCUCAUCGGACGCGUGAAACAGACUCUGCAAACCCGUCAGGUUCGUUACUUCGAUGCUCCCACACUGGACUACACACCGCCGCAUCUCCUUGGCCUCCUACGACACCACAUUGUAGGAAGCAACAAUACCAAGAAAUCCGAGCCGGAACUAUCUGAAAGAGCCAAGGAAUUGUCAAUUUCCGUGAGUGCUAUGGAGCUAGCAGAGAUCGGCAUCGAGAUCACAGCCACCAAACCUACGCCAGAAGGCGCAGAGCUAAGGAAAAUGGGCAUCGAUAGGAAGAAAUCGUGGCUCACCGGGGAGCUCUUCUUGGCGCCACUGUCCCUCAACGACGCAAACGCGACUUUCCUCGUCAACAUGGCGGCGCUGGAGCAGUGCACGACCCCAGACUUUUUCGCCCAAGACGAGGAGAAAUCUGCUGUGUGCUCCUACCUCUGCCUCCUGGGCAUGGUGACUGACAGCGAGGAGGAUGUGCAGCAGCUGAGGAAGAAGCAUAUCUUGCAAGGAGGAGCAGGGCUGAGCAACAAGGACGCGCUCGACUUGCUCAACAAGCUCGAGAACCGCCUGCGGCCCGGAACCCACUAUCUGAGCACCAUGAUCCUCAUCGAGAACUACAAGACCGAUAGGUGGAAGAGGAUCGAAUUUCACAAGUUUCAUUACAACUACCGCAAAGCCAUCUUGUUGACCAUCUCCGGCAUCGCUGGGCUUGCCAGUUUCCUCGGGACGCUCAAGUCUCUCAAGUAAGCUGCUCCUCCGAUCCUGUCCUGCGAUGACGCGCGUCAUGUUUUGUGUAUGUUCGCUUUUCUUACUAGGCUACAAUUCUUGUUCUUGUUCCAACUACUGAAAUUUAGCUAUGGUUCUAGAUAUUUCCUUUAUGUAUUUGGCACCCAUCUUGUAAAUAAUAUUUAUAGGACCCUGAUAAACGUGUGAUAUGAAGAAAGUACGUCUUGACUUUUUAACGACAACU